Myxocyprinus asiaticus (Chinese sucker) is the source of this 2968-nucleotide messenger RNA. Its product is annotated as osteopetrosis-associated transmembrane protein 1-like. The transcript is spliced from 6 exons. Lineage: Eukaryota; Metazoa; Chordata; Actinopteri; Cypriniformes; Catostomidae. The coding region runs from base 109 to 1041 and encodes 310 amino acids. Gene Ontology annotation, cellular component: cytosol. The record is from RefSeq and is a predicted model, not a curated record.
GAGAGAGAGAGAGAAAAAAAAGGAAAACAGGAAGCUGUGCAGAGCCUGGCAAGGCAACAGCGUGUUGUACUAUUUAUAUUUGGGGUAUAAAAAAAGAAAGAAAAAGAAAUGGGUAUUUAUACGAAAUUUGAAUUUAUAAUAUCAUGGCUAUUUUCAGGAUGGGCUACAAUGCAAAUAACAUUUGUUAAAUGCUCUGUUUACCCACCGGAGACGAGUGGCGAUGGUGCACUAAAGCUUCCAUCACCAGUCCUUCCGAUGUCACCUGUUUUCCAAGCAAACAGUUUGGGAUUCUUCUACUCUCUCAGUCUUUCAUCUAACUUUCCAGAGAACUUGGAGGUUAACGAACAUUGCAUUGAACUGCUCCACAUCUUCGGUCAACGCUACGUGACUUAUGCGAACUGUCUGGUGACUUAUGCAAGACCCGUCAAAAUCUGUCAGAACUGUUAUACUGGCUUCAGCAGUCUGGAGGAAAUAUAUACAAAUAUAUCAUCUGACGAACUGGGCCCUGGAAAUGUCAGUUGCCAUGACAGCUUGAUGCGUUCUGAUAGGCUGAUGCUGCUCUAUAACCUUUACAGCAAAUUAGAUGAGAUUUGGACAUCAGCAGGAUGCAAACAAUGUCUAAGUGGAGAUCAACAGACUCUGUCCAAUGAUACCAUCUACUUCAUGAUUACGCUGAAUAAGUCACUGACCUGCUUUGAGAAAUAUCAGGGGAACCACUCUGAAUUGUGUAAAGACUGUAAAGACUCAUACAGAAGGUUGAACGAGCUCUAUGGAGGCAUGGAGAAAAACAAAACACGCUGCAUUGAUAUAGAGGAUGCAAUGAACACGACACGGCAGUUAUGGAGUAAAAACUUUGGUUGCUCAUUCCCUCGUGAAGAGACUGUGCCUGUCAUUGCGGUGUCCUGCUUCAUGCUCUUCCUUCCCAUCAUCUUCUACUUAAGCAGCUUCCUGCACUCAGAACAAAAGAAACGCAAGCUCAUACACCCCAAGAGAGCCAAGUCCAGCAGCAGCCUAAUGAAUAUCCAGGACAAAUUCAGCUGAGUGAGGAAGAUGGAAAUAGGGGGCACUGACUGAAUCUUAAGGCACUUUCUGCAUGGAUGGGCGGGGCUCACUGCUUUUCUUGAACUCCAAGUACAUCCUGGAUCAAAGACAUUACAAUAUUGCCCCGCUGCUGCGAUCACAUUCUAGCAUUCUAUUUAAGUAGUUUUUUUUUUUUUUGGUAAGAUUUGCACUAUUUAUUUGAAUAUAGGCCAAUAGGCCAUUUUUCACUAAUGUGUUAAAAAAAAAGAGCUGUUUUUCCAGUGAGGAUCAAUAAUAACCAAUAUUAUGAAGGAUGUUUGUAUUAUAUUGUUGUAUUUAAUGAAUGAAAGAUUCAGGGAGGUUUAACUUUUACAUGAGACUGGUUAUGCUGCCUUUUUACUGCACUAAGAGAGCAUGUUACAUUUUAAAUUCUCUAUUUUGCUAGGUAACAGUGAAUUAAAACACACACGCACAACAUGGCAAUGGUACCACUUCUGAAAGCACUCCAUGGACAUUAGAGAAAGAUCUGGUAACAAGUACUUGAUUCAAGGUUAGAGGUGUAUGCAGUUAGUAGAGGAGAAAAGCAAAGGAAAAAAUAAAAAUUAAGUGAAAGAGAAAACGUUAACAGACAGGCAACAUAAGGCCUUAUUAGGCAGUUGCCUGUUUACUAUUGACCUUUCAUUUUAUAAAUGGAGUUACCAUAGUCUGGCCAAUUAUUCUAAGAGAGUUAGACAAGGAAAAUGAAAGUAUCAAUUAUAGAGUGUUGAAUCAGACAAAUCUUUUAUUUGCUCAGCCAAGAUGUUGGCCAUUUUUGAAAGUAUUAUAUAAAGUGUAAUUUUAGUAACCUUGCACUAAUUUGACUCUGAAUCCAGUAUGUUUAUUCUUAAGAUCUGUUCAGUUUAAUACAUACAGCAAAGUAGUAUAAUAAAAUAGUUUUCUACCCCAAAGCCUCCUCAUACCUCACUAUUAAAAUAUGUUAAUUUAACUUAACUUAAGCAUUUUCCUUGGUGCGAUUGACAGGCUCGUUGUUUUCAGGGUUGUAUGGACUUACCUUGGAUUGCAAAGCACCCGUUUCCCCCGUCAUUAGCAGCUAAUCUAAAUGUAGGAUAAAGUUACUUGGCCGAAUAAUCAUAACAACACAUCAGCUAAAGCUGCCUUGGCUUUUUGGUCUUAUGGAGCCGAGCCAAUGCCUAUGAUACCGGCCGUUAAGCGCAUUUCGCUUGAUUUGUUCAAUCAUAUGAUCAUGCUGGAAGAUCUGGGAAAAAUAGCCUUUUCAUACAUGGCUUAUGAGUGCAACGUGUAUCAAGAAUGACAGAUUUCAUCGCUGAAAUGCUGUAUCCGUUAAGCGGUGGUGAAAGUCAUUACUCCUGACCUGACUGGAAAUUGUUGUGAGUAGGGUAAUUUUAUGGCCACGUGUUGGAGGAACUGAAACAAAAGCUGAAAUACCUUUGAGGCGCAUGACCUAAGCUUUACUUUACCUGACAAGAACAUUAAAGAGGAUGAGGGGAAACUGGUGGGGGAUAUGAGAUUAUCCUUCAUCACGUUUUGCCCCAGCAAGAAUCGGAGCAGUGACUUUGGACUUUAAGCAAUGAGCCUAUUAUGAAAUAUCCCUCUUCGCCUGAAACUCAACAGGGGCUUAGAAAUCCACCAAACCAAGGUCUUCAGUAGAGUUAAGGCACUCUUUUUAAAAGCUGCCAUUACAUUUUGGAUGACCUGUCAUGAUGAAUGAUAUCAUCGACUUUUUUUUUGCUAUCUGUUUGUGCUCCUUCAGAAGAACUUUCACACUAAUAAAAAGUCUAAUUGUACAUUUCUUAAUGCUGUGAUUUUAUUAUAAAUAAAAUGACAUACUAAUUCUAAAGCUACUUAGUGUUUUAUUGGCUUUAUAAUUGUAUUAAAAAGAGUUGAGAUUAUGCAAUUCCAAACCAUUUUUUCCCCUUAUAAUAACACC